GCCCCCCAUGGGUGCAAUAUUGCAACCACAGAAGUCCACGAUUGGCCAGACGCUGAUCAGAUGGUACAGUUCCCCUCUGUAUUCAGUGGCACCUCGCAACCCCCUUCAGCUAAAACCAAAUCUCGUAUAAAGUAAUGGCAAAACGACUUGGACUAUAAAAGACAACAAAUCAUAUCCCUUGGAGUAUUCCGUUGCCCAACCAAUGAGUUCUUACUUUGUUAACUCAACUUUUCCUGUUUCUCUGCCCGGAGGACAGGAUUCCCUCCUGGGUCAGAUACCGUUAUAUUCUUCUGGAUACACGGAUACUUUAAGACACUAUUCCAAUGCUACAUAUGGAGCUGCCAAUAUGCAAGAAAAGGUUUACCCUUCUUCGUAUUAUCAGCAAACUACUGGUAUCUAUAGCCGACCUAGCACCAGUGCUCCCUGCGACUACGCAGCUGCUACUUUUUACAAGGACAGUGAAGGCUCGUGCGCUUUUGCAAAUCGUGAGGAGCAGCCGCUCUUUGGAACUCAGGAUCAGCGCAAGUCCGAUUGCCCCGAGCAGAAUGUAAACACCAGUGCGGUUGAGGACAAGUCCUCCUCUUUGGUUUUUCCGUGGAUGCAAAGGAUGAAUUCUUGUUCUGUUGGGACAUUUGGCAACAGUGGACGCAGGGGCCGUCAGACCUACACUCGGUAUCAGACUCUUGAGCUUGAGAAAGAAUUUCAUUUCAAUAGGUAUCUCACGAGGCGCCGCCGUAUCGAGAUAUCCCACGCUCUUUGUCUCACAGAACGUCAGAUCAAGAUUUGGUUCCAGAAUCGUAGAAUGAAGUGGAAAAAGGAGAACAAGAUAAUGAAUUCUUCAAAGCCCAGCGACGAAGAAAAAGAGAAAGAUACGAGUUAAAUUAUCACUGUACAAAAACAACACAAAACAAUAGCCUAUGGCUGCCAACACUGACCUAAGUUCAAACCCAUUGUUUAUGUUGUUUUGCAUCUAAUUCAUAUUCUACAACGGAACACGUUUUAGAGAUUUGUUUAGAAUAGUCUGAUAUUUGCACGAUAAAAUAAAAUCUUUAUGCUACCAUACAGGUUUUCAAAGUUUAGU
Molecule: messenger RNA, 1081 nt
Organism: Osmerus eperlanus (European smelt)
Lineage: Eukaryota; Metazoa; Chordata; Actinopteri; Osmeriformes; Osmeridae
Gene: hoxb6b
Product: homeobox B6b
Exons: 2
Coding region: 203-880 (225 amino acids)
Biological process (GO): anterior/posterior pattern specification; regulation of transcription by RNA polymerase II
Cellular component (GO): nucleus
Molecular function (GO): RNA polymerase II cis-regulatory region sequence-specific DNA binding; DNA-binding transcription factor activity, RNA polymerase II-specific
Source: RefSeq, a predicted model, not a curated record